Messenger RNA from Daucus carota subsp. sativus, 576 nucleotides. RefSeq names its product transmembrane 9 superfamily member 4-like. Lineage: Eukaryota; Viridiplantae; Streptophyta; Magnoliopsida; Apiales; Apiaceae. Gene Ontology annotation, cellular component: membrane. The transcript has 5 exons. The coding region runs from base 73 to 309 and encodes 78 amino acids. The record is from RefSeq and is a predicted model, not a curated record. Gene Ontology annotation, biological process: protein localization to membrane.
AGCACUCUGUCCUUCAAGUUGAUUUCUCUCCGUUCUUGCUCCCAGCUAUUUGCCAUUGCAAUAUUAGUUUUCAUGCUAGCAGUACUGGUCGGCGAUAGAAUCUAUCCAUACAACAGGGGAGCUGCUCUGUUUACUGCAUUGGUUGUCAGUUAUGCACUUACAUCUGGGGUUGCCGGCUAUACUGCGGCCUCAUUCUAUUGCCAGCUGGAAGGGACAAACUGGGUAGCCGAGAUUGUAGUAGGAAAUGGGAAUUCAAAGUCAGAGAGAGAAAUAGACGGGAUGAUUAAAGAGAUGCAUAAAAACAGUUAAUUACAUGUGGAAAAAAGUUAUCCAGAAAUGGCAGAAUUGAUCCUCUUCUUCCUAUUCUUGUCCCUGUUCUCACUAAAGUUGCCUACAUCUUGGGCCUCCGCGUCUCUCCUCUCUGGAUAACAUCGUUCAUUACUAGGUGGUUGAAGCGCAGUUGAUGAAGGAGAACAAUUUUAUUUAUUUUGACUUCUGUGUUGUAUAAUGAUUUUACUUGUGUAAUUAGUGAUUUGUAUUAAACGGAAUUAGUGAUUUAUUGUUGGUUUUAUAGAA